Messenger RNA from Dreissena polymorpha, 3021 nucleotides. RefSeq lists its product as uncharacterized. NCBI's taxonomy places the organism in Eukaryota, Metazoa, Mollusca, Bivalvia, Myida, Dreissenidae. Gene Ontology annotation, molecular function: acyltransferase activity, transferring groups other than amino-acyl groups. Bases 238 to 1131 code for a protein of 297 amino acids. The transcript is spliced from 3 exons. The record is from RefSeq and is a predicted model, not a curated record.
UUUGCUAUGUUCUUAAAUACACAUUGCCUGAUUUUAGUACUUUAUUUUCGAACAUUUACCAACCACAUUAAUCAAAUUAAACAUUAAAUCCGUGUAAUAAGUGAAUGCACGAAAACCGAUUCGCUUGGUUUCAUACGCAGCCACACGCUAACUACCCGUGGUUUCAUAUGAACAUACAUGUUUGCGCAAUCAGCGGUAGAUUCAUAUUAACAGCACAAUAAUCCAGAGGAAAUCCGAAUGUCAGGCGACAACGUCGAGUGUUUCCGACCCGGUGAUAUCAGUAUCCGGGCCCAUCGUCCCGGGGAGGAGCGGGUCAUGCUGGAAAUGUGGACCAGGCAGGGCGGGGACGUGUCGAGGUACGACUACAAUGCCUACAUGGCCAUCGAUCCAAAUAACCUGCUGGUGGCAGUGGACUCAGUCGGCGAAAUAUUAGGUUUUGGCGGAGUGUAUCAUCACGACGCAGAUACCGUUUAUGUCGCACACUUUAUUGUGCGCGAAGAUCUGCGUAAGAAAGGCAUUGGAAAACAAAUCUGGCAGGCUAUGAUGACGAGAUGUGGAGAGAGAAACAUCGCAUUGGACGGGGCAAAAGCGAUGGUGGAAUUCUACAGAAAUCAGGGUUUCGUUUACAGCACUACAAGGGUGAUUUUGUACUUGUUUGUGAUACCAGAAACUAUAGAAGUACAAAUACCGUCAGACAUUGACAUGAGACCUCUGGAAGAAGACAUGUGGCCGGAACUGCUAGAAUACGACAAACAGGUGUAUGUCAACUUCGACAGAGCACGCGUUCUAAGGGCAUGGUACUCGCUGGAUGACAUAACGGUAAUGGUCGCGUAUCAAGGAGAACGAAUUGUCGGUUACGGCGGUAUACAUAGGAAAACUGAUACAAUGUUUGGUGUUCGUAACGUCUUGGCUGACGACGAACACGUCGCUGAACUCAUAACGCGAAUACUGUUGCAAGGCGUUCCAAAAGACUCCACGGUCUAUGCGUGGAUGGUGGAAGGAAAGCCAAUCCCUGACUUCCUGCUGAGGACUGCACAGCGAUCUCAACGGCAUUGCGAGAGGAUGUACAACAAACGCUGCAUUGACGUAAAUCGGGACAAGAUUUGGAUAGCUUCUGCGCAAAUCCUCUGAUUUACAUUGUAAAAGACUCACGAGUUUUUAUGAAAACGCAAGAUAAGAAUAAUAUUUUUUUAGUAAAUUGCUAUUAGAAGACAUCAACGUUGUAAUAUAUUAUCUAUAAUUUAAGUAUAGGGUCAAUAUUGUUUUAAUGUAGCUAAGUAUUAUUAUUCAGCAUUCCAUUGUAAACAGGAAGUUCCGGAUAAAUGGAACUGAGAUGCAAAUAAAAACUCAUUAUAUUCCUCUAUUAAUACAUUUGAAGAAACUUGUGCCACUGUGGCGACGUCUUCUUCUACUUAAGUCUCUGACUGCAUUACAACUACACUGAAAUUUUAUUUUUGUAAAUCCUUGUUAAAGAGGUUCAUACUGAAACAACGAAAUGCACGUUUUUUAUCCCGCUUAUUGAAGCGUUAUCACGGUACCACAUUUCAAAGUUAUGUGCUCUGUGGUUAAUUAAAAUGCUUUUGGAAGUUAUUGUAAUAUUUAAGUCCACAACACCUGUUAGGUCACAUAUUUACUCCAAUAAAAUAAUUUAGUACAGACUUGGUAGAGGACCACGAUUCGACGUAACAUCACACAUACCAAACCGUCUGGAUGUUACGGCUUUUGGUGCGAAAACUUAAAGUUUUCACUGAACUGCACUUUAAAAGUUGCGAGUUAAACGGUUUUCGACGUAAUAAAAGAAAAACCUGAUACUUUAGAACGGACAGACAGACAAACAGACGGGGCGAUUACUAAAUUUACAAUACUGGGAUACAUCACACAAAUGUCAAGGCCUUGAACAGUAAAAGUUUUUGGUAUAUGUAGUUUUUUUCAUAUCGCUUGUGUGCAUAAAAGUUUUUUAUGAUAACAUCAGUAACAACAAGACUAUUACAAAGCAAUUAAAGUCCCCUAGUGGUGAAACUCCACCAUUUUUAGCAAUAUUUUUAAUUUAUUUGAUGCCAUAGCAAACAGAAUUCUUGACAUAGGAACAAACUGAAAUGUGCAUUAUCUCCAUAUUGCCAUCUGUCCAUGUUUCAUGAAAAAUAUGUAGAACUUUUGAAGUUAUCGCAGGAUCCAGAGUGUGACAGAUUGGCAGAUUGACAGACACAUGGAGCGCUAACCAUAAGUUCCCUCCGGUUGCACCGGUAGGAGACUUACAAAAUUAGUUCCAGUACGAACGCUAUCAAGCGUAUUGAGAAUGCACUGUCCAAAAACCCAAAAUGCAUAAGAGUUGAAUACAGGGGAGGGGGGUGCAUUUCAUACAGGGAUAGUAACGUUUUAUUGACAAUUAGUGUGAAUGAAAAAUAAAACAUGGUCCCUGAAUGAAACUUAAGAAUAAUUACCAACGUAUUUAUAUUGACGAUUAAAUAUUAAGCUGACCGAAAUGUGUAGAUUUAUUGUUAAAUAUUUGCGUACACUAGGUAAAAUAUACAACACAUCAUGACGUUUAAUUGAAGGAAUUUGUCAGUAAAGUUCAGCUCCAAUGUGGAAACUGAAAUAAGUAUGUAUUUUUCCAUUCAUAUUUACCUAAAAUAUCUUACAUUAAAGAUAUCUGAUAUUACACACCAAAGUUUAAAUUAAUAAUGAAAAUGAAACAUUGUUUGAGUUUUAAUUUUUUGUUGAUAUUGACAGAGACCUAGAUCUACGUGUCUGAUAUUGAUUGAACAAAUUUUGAAUUUUUUAGAUCAAUGUACUGUAUCAAAGCAGAGUUCAUAAAAUGAGUGCCGGUAAGGCAACAAAGCAGUUUCAAAAACAUAGGUGUACAAGUAAAUAUUCAAUUCACAAUAAAAUGCAGACACAUUUACAAAUUAUAUAAUCAAAAUAUGCACAGAAUAAACAACCAAACAAUUUGUUAUAUACACAUAUAUAUUUAUUAUUCACAUGUUUGUACAGAGUUUUGAUAAAAAGUAAACAUGCAUUAAA